Messenger RNA from Porites lobata, 1525 nucleotides. NCBI's taxonomy places the organism in Eukaryota, Metazoa, Cnidaria, Anthozoa, Scleractinia, Poritidae. The record is from the annotation of a GenBank genome assembly.
AUGGACUUGCAGCAAAGAAAAGCUCUUGCAAAUGGGGAUCACGUGACCGACAGGCAAAAACAAUGGGCAUCCCUUGGUGCUUGGUUUUUGGGACCCAAAGGAGAAAAUGGGGAAGUGUUUCGGGACCUCUUGACGAAGGCUGUCGAUUCGCAUAUCGGAUUCCGUCACAGGUAAUUUAAAGCAUAGGAGAACACAUGUAGUGUGGCCAGCAAUAAUCAGGUUAUAACGUGUUGUCUUCAUUUAUUUUUCUUAAAUGGGUAAUUUAUUUAUCUUACAGACUUAAAUUUUUUUUUGUAAUUAAUCACUUCAGCCACACCUAUAGUUAUUUGAAAUUGUCGAAACAAGAAGCAUGGCUUAUUUGUAAGCUUUGCGUCAGUAAUCCAAAAGCCUGCGUACAAAGGUCGCCCAAAACGGAGAGGGGACAAAGCAGGCCGUAUAGGAUUCUCCGAAACUGGUAUUUUAAGUAAAUAUAGACACCCUGAAUGGUUUUAUUCAACUUUCAUUCUAAUUAAAACGGCUACCGCGUUUCCCGCAGAAACGACGCUGGUUCACGCACGCUCACUACUUACUUUUGUAUUAAGAAAAUCUCGUCAGCUCGUAAUCGUCCUUGUCUCUAAUUACAAAGAGCUCUUAACUUAUCUCAAAAAACUAAGAGACGUGCCGGUGCUCACAGAUAAAUGGUUUCAAACCACAAAAGUAUCACAUUUAUUCAUGUCAUACUCACCUCAUCCAAUAAUUGUCCAUUGUGUUCAACAGUUACUUCCCCUGUGAUCCGCCUUACGUCACAGACCAGCUUCGAGAAGCAGGAUCCUUCAACUUUGCCAUGGAGAGGUUAAAAACUGAGAUGGAAAAAUUGCAGGCCGAAUUAAAAAAGUCUGUUCCAUUCUUCAGUUCAAGAUACAAGGUAAAUACAUCAAGAAUUAAUUACUUUCAACCAUCAAUUCAUCUAUUCAUUUCGUUUUUUUUUCUUUUUCCUCAUGAAAAAUAAUAAUAACCGACAUAACGAUAUUGACGAACAUAACGAUAAAGAUAAAGAUAAAAACAAAGCCAUGAUAAUGAUAAUGACAGUGACAAUGAUAAUGAUAAUGAUAAAGUUAAUGAUAAUUAUAAUCAUAAUAAUAACGAUAAAGAUAAUGAUAAUGAGAGUAAUAAUGAUAAUGAUAAAGAUAAAGAUAAAGACAAUGAUAUUGGUAAUGACAGUGAUAAUGGUAAUGAUAAAGUUAAUGGUAAUGAUAAUGAUAAUAAUAAUGAUAAUGAUAAUAAUAAUGCUAAUGAUAUUGAUAAUGACGGUGAUAAUGGUAAUGAUAAUGAUAAAGUUAAUGAUGAUGAUAACAAUAAUGAUGAUGAUACAAAUAAUGAUGAUGAUAAUGACCAUGAAAAUGAUAAAGUUUUGAAAAUGAUAAUGGUGAUGAUAACGACAAAAUUCUUGAAAAUGAUAAUUGAUACCACUACUAGUGCUACUACGGAGCGCGCUCCUAUGCCUAAAGGGAUCGAGAACCCCGAGAAGGAGGAACUUAGAUGUUAA